Molecule: messenger RNA, 1338 nt
Organism: Trichoderma gamsii
Lineage: Eukaryota; Fungi; Ascomycota; Sordariomycetes; Hypocreales; Hypocreaceae
Product: candidapepsin-3 precursor
Exons: 2
Coding region: 1-1338 (445 amino acids)
Biological process (GO): proteolysis
Molecular function (GO): aspartic-type endopeptidase activity
Source: RefSeq, a predicted model, not a curated record
AUGCAUUUCCGAUACCUGAUGGCCCUGACCGCGUCGCUAGCUUUUCGACAAGCUGUGGCCUUAUCAAUACAACUGACUGAACGAGAGCGACCAGAUAGACCGCUGGUCGUUGGGGUUCCAGUAGAAUAUGGCCCCGCAUCAGGUCAAGUUAUCAUGCAGGCAACCACGCCCCUGAUCAAUAUUUCUGUCGGAACGCCACCACAAGUCGUAAAAGUUGCGGUAGAUCUUCAAAGCUCUUCCAUCUCUCUUCUUGUGCCAGACCUUCGGAAAUACGAGCCGCUAUAUGUUGGCGGGGAAGAUGACUGUUCUGAUGAUGAUUAUUGCACUCUCAUGGGUGACUUUGAUCCCGGCAAGUCGUCCACGUUCAAAAACACAACAGACGUAAACGGCGCCACCGGCUCGGAUUCCAUGUUGAUUGCCGACAAGAGAGUAGAUGGCGUUUCAAUAUCUCUUUCUAGUAUCGAUGGUACCUACAGUACUCUGGGUGUUGCGCAGCAACCUAGCUUUCCGUUUAAAUUGGUUGAUCAGGGCUUAAUCAAUUCUCCGUCGUUCAGCCUCUGGAGCGAUGCAUCGAAAAAUAAGGGAAUCUUGCUUUUUGGUGGGGUUACCCAAGGACUGUACACGGGAAGGCUCCAAGCUUUUCCUUUCCCAGGAAAUGGUACUGUGAGCUUGCCAGUCGCAUCAGUUGUCGUGGAGAGCAGCGGCAACACUACAAGGCAUGAUAUCAACUCGCCGGCGGUAUUGUCUACGGUCGACAGCCACACUUUUCUUCCCAACGAUACGGUGCAGAAGGUUUAUGCUGAUCUUGGCAUCACGCCUACUUUUGUGCCAGACUUUAAUGCUACUAUUCCCUACGUCGAAUGCGCUAGACAGCAUUCGGAAAACCACACCAUCUCUUUGUUGUUUGGCAACGCCACCAUCGAGGUACCUUGGAGCGCCCUGGUUCAAUCUCUUGGAAACAAUAUGUGUGAGCUCGCAAUUUACAGCUAUGAGCCAUGGAGGGAUGUUGGACCAGGCUCCCAGAUACAAAUAGGGGCUAUUAUUCUGCGGUAUAUGUAUUUGGUUGUGGAUUACGAGAACAUGUUCGCCGCUGUCGCACCCCCUAAUUAUAGCCCAGGUUGGGAUGAAGAUUUGGGGAUUGGAAAUGGGACCCGGAUUCCAGAUGCAGACGGAAACUUUCCGGCUACCAUUACUACAUACGGGGCAUCUACGCCAACGCCGACCAAAGAGGUUCUGUCAACAUCAUCAUCGCGAGCUGUGGCUAUGAAACCUCAAGAGAAGGGCUUAACAUCCGGAUUUGUAGGGGUAUUGCUUGCCGUAUGCUAUUUAGUGAUAUAG